Messenger RNA from Porites evermanni, 1069 nucleotides. The record is from the annotation of a GenBank genome assembly. NCBI's taxonomy places the organism in Eukaryota, Metazoa, Cnidaria, Anthozoa, Scleractinia, Poritidae.
AUGGAUCAGAUUCUCCAGGGAAUUGAGAAAUGUGUAUGUAAGCAGGAUGACAUUUUGGUUGGUGGGAAUGAUUGGCAAGAGAAUUUUAAGAUACUUGCAGACGUUUUGGACAGGUUACACAAGUACAAUUUGCAUUUGAAACUGUCCAAAUGUGAGUUUUUGAAACCUGAAUUGGUCUACUUAGGCCUAAAAAUCAGUGCUGUAGGUCUGCAACCAGUGGAAGACAAAAUCAAUGCACCCACCCCUCGCAAUGUAAGUGAACUGAGAUCUUUCCUAGGCAUGGUGCAAUGCUAUCAUUCUUUCCUGCCAGGGCUAGCCACAAUGCUCGCACCCUUGCAUAAGCUUUUGCAAAAGGGCACGAAGUGGGAGUGGACACACGACUGCCAGAAAGCUUUUGAAACCUGUAAAGAGGGCCUAACUAGUGAUUCAUUGUUAGUCCACUAUGACCUGAAUCGGUUAGCCUGUGAUGCAUCAAGUGAUGGCCUAGGAGCAGUGGUAAGUCAUAUUACGGACGACGGUCAAGAAAGGCCAAUAGCCUAUGCCUCCCGUACUCUAAGCUCGAGCGAGAGAAACUAUGCACAGAUAGAACGCGAAGCUUUGUCCAUUGUGUACGGGGUUAAAAAAUUUCAUCAGUUCCUAUAUGGACGAAAGUUUACACUAGUGACAGAUCACCAGCCCUUGCCAGCAUUGUUAGGCCCAAAAGUAGCCAUUCCCACAAUGGCGGCUGCCCGUAUGCAGCGAUGGGCCAUUGUCCUUUCUGCAUAUGAUUAUCAAAUUGAGUACAGAAGGUCAGAAAAACAUAGUAAUUGAGAUUUAUAGUGUGAGCGCUAUUGAUGAGGACUUCCCAAUAACAGCAAAGGAUAUUGGGAAGGCCACUGUGUUGGACCCAUUGCUUAGUAGAGUACUCCAUUUUGUCAUGACAGGAUGGCCAGAAAAAUGUGAUGAAGAAGAACUAAAACCCUAUCACAUUCGUAGUCAGGAGCUUUCCUGUGAACAAAGCUGUGUUUUUUGGGGCUCUAGAGUGAUUAUUCCCCAAGUGUUUAGAGAGAAAAUGUUAAAAGGAUUGCAC